Arabis nemorensis is the source of this 1500-nucleotide messenger RNA. The record is from the annotation of a GenBank genome assembly. NCBI's taxonomy places the organism in Eukaryota, Viridiplantae, Streptophyta, Magnoliopsida, Brassicales, Brassicaceae.
AUGUCAUCUCCUCCUGUCGAAACCACCGGGCCUUGCACACGUGUAUUCUGGGACCUUAUGGAUUUCCGGUUACCUAGUCCUGAUCCUAGGCGCACUUAUCGUACUAUGAAUUAUAUUCUCGAAAAGAUUGGUUUUCUUGGUGAAUUGUCAAUCGUUGCGUAUGUCGAUCAGGAAUGUUUUCUGGAUCAUUUGCUCGAUGAAUAUAAGAGUGCCGGAAUCACCAUCAUUCACCAUCCCCAACAAGGGGAUAAAUAUGCGAGUAUGUUAGUCGACAUAAUUUUGUGGGCAUUGGAAAAUCCGGCCAAUUAUUUUGAACCGUUAAAUUUGAUGGUAAUUUCCGGAAACAUCAAAGAAGAAACGGAUUUCCUCAAAGCCCUUGAAGCGUUGGGACAUAGAUAUUACAAUGUUCUUUUAGCAAUGCCUCAACCCCUGUCAUCAAGUAAGCUACAUACUGUUAGCUUUGACGGUCUUUCGACAAGCCUAGACCAACGUGUAACCUUACAAGGUCUUAACCAUAAGUGGAACCGGAAGAGUAGAGAAGAGAAUGUUGGUUUUUCUUAUGGACUAGCUUCUUUGUAUCCCCAAUAUUUUCGCGGGGCUGAGGUAACCGUCUUCUGGGAUGUCCAGGAUCGCGUAACCAGUGUUCCGAAAAUUGGCCCAGCUCUUCGUGGAUUGGGUUAUGAUGGUGCAGUGUUAAUAAGGCCUUAUGUCGACGGGGAUCAUCAGUGGAAGUGGAAUGCCAAAAAUGCUUGUCUUGGCUUGCACCUAGACCCUCUAACCAGAGUUCUAACCAAAGAAGCGAAAGUCACUAGGAUGUUAUUGGACCUUCUUUUCUGGGCGAUGAACAAUGAUGAUAUACCAGCAAAUUUCAUGCUAAUCUCUAAACCGGACAUCAAUUGCGACCGUGUUAUUAAAGCGGUAGAACACAGAGGUUUCUUCCAUAUCCGAGGAUGCUCUGAUGAGGUCUCACUGCAUCUUAAAAGCGCACCAUAUGGAGAAAUGCAAAUCAACCAAAGCAUAAAGUUACAAGGUCGGAAGUUCCUUGAGGGCCUAGAACAUGCAGCGCCGUCAAUAGUUGUCUUCUGGCUGCUUGAGGAAGAUUACCCAUCUGAUCCCAAGUUGGCGAAUUGGAGAAUCAGAUCAGCCCUUGACAAGAAGGGUUAUGGUAAUAUUACGUCAGUCACGGUUUAUGUUAAUGAGGAAAAGUUUCCAAGUGGAUGGAAGGAUGCCUAUCAUAAGUCGGGAAUGGGCGUUGUCUUCAUAGAUGAAGAUUAUGGUCUCUCAAAAAUUGAUACCAUGUCAUGGGACAUGAUUAAGUGGAGAUAUGCCGAUGCCCUAUCAUCACAGUUUGUGGUAAUCGCAAAACCCUUUCGAGACAUGACGCUUGACCGCUUUUUUGAAGAUUUUGAAUGUGGAGGAUUCUACGUUCUCUUCGAGCAACCUGAUUAUCUGUUCACAUUGGGCAGCGCAGUAUGGUCUGCUAAAAACCUUUCAUUUUAA